Molecule: messenger RNA, 1000 nt
Organism: Dendroctonus ponderosae (mountain pine beetle)
Lineage: Eukaryota; Metazoa; Arthropoda; Insecta; Coleoptera; Curculionidae
Exons: 4
Coding region: 100-873 (257 amino acids)
Source: RefSeq, a predicted model, not a curated record
AGAAGCGACAACCCGGCCGUGUGGACUGAAGAGGGCCUUUGGGGCCCCUUGCUAGAAGAAUGGGCCUUGGGAAGUCAAAAUCACAGAGAAAGCAGAGUAAUGCAAAUCCCGAUCUCCCAACACGCUUACGUUGUCCAAGAGCGCGCUGAUAUUGAGGUGCAAGAAGGGAAAAUUGGGAAUGGAAAAAUCAUCACAACUACCAAGCCCAGUAACAGCUACAGGCCAUCAUCAGGCAACAAGCCGCCACCACGCCAGGUGUCCGAAACGGAUCUUUACUUAUUGGGGGCAAUAGAGAAGUUGGUGUACAAAGUGGAUUUUAUGGAAAAGCGUCUAAGGCGCGUGGAAGAAAUGCUGUACUAUGUGAUGGCUGGUAACAGAGUUGAUGUUGAACCAUGCGCGGAUAAUUUCACAAGAGUAGCGCAAAAUUGCUACAUGUUUGCUAGCAUGGCUGGCAGAGAAUACGACUGGAAAGUGGCCAGUAAGCAUUGCAAAAAAAUGGGAGCAGUCCUGGCCGAAAUGGAGUCCAUCGAAGAAAACCAAGACCUCAUCGCCCAUAUACAGAACGAUGCCCAUCUUAAGGGCAAAGACUUUUGGGUGGGCGGCCUCAAUCCAGGCCUGCUAUGGAUCUGGAGCAACACUGCCAGGCCCAUUGUGGCCCCUGGAUCGCAAAACAACAAAGAAAACCCUUCAUCUGCGAUUCAAGGGUCGGGCCGGUGUCUUCGACUAGCCUACAAUCCGGCACUUCGAUCUUACGCUUACAAGGGAACAGACUGUUCAGUUCGAUACAGUUACAUAUGCGAAGCGCCUGAAGAAACAUCGAGCAAUGAAAUCCAAAGGAUUGGUAGAAGCAGGAAAAUCUUCGACGAGCUGUAAAGGAUUGAAUUGUUAGUGGGCUAUUUAUUCGUGUAUUUUAUAUUCAAAUAUCACUAGAGUUGUAUCGACUUUUAGUCCUCACUUUGCUAAUAAUAAAGGCAAUUGCCAAUAACUAUUAUUGAUUAAA